CAAAUAUCUGGGGAAAAGGGUCACAAAAUUCCGAUUCACAUGAAAUUCGACCAAAAAAUACCACGAGCUUUACAGAUAAUAAAAACCAUUGUUCACUUGCGCAAAAAUCCGUAUCCACUAUUUUAUUGUCAAAAUUUACACAUCCGAACCUUGAAAAAACGAGAGACAAAUUAUCCAACGGUCAAGACUGAAUGAUCUUCUCGAUCUAGAGGAUAAUAUCCCGACCAAUAGAAAACAGUAUGACAGAAAACCUCAAACCAAACACACCAAACUGGCUGAGGGACAAGAACUUGAAAUAAAAAGAAGGAAGCAAAACCAGAAUCUGGUUUGUGGCUCUCCUCUGUCCAUCGAAGCCCAAAAUCUCCUACACAACCUCUUCCACAUCCAAACCUCGACAAAGCCCAUCACACGAAACACAAACAUAAACACCAUCUCUGCGGUUGACCACCAGAGAGAGAGAGAGAGAGAGAGAGAGAGAGAGAGAGAGAGAGAGAGAGAGAGAGAAAGAGAGAGAGAUCAGGGUACCAUCAUCUCAUACGUGAAUUGGGUUAAGAGGCAAAAGGAAGUUUUCAAUGGCUACUUCAGUUUCAGCAAGUGGGUGCAGAGGAGGUUUACUCGGGACUUCCUUCCAUGGAGGAUGGGGAAGCUUCAUGGCCGGUGAAGAUUACCAUAGCACGGUGGCCAAGGCAACGGGGCGGAGCCAGGUUAGGGUUUCACGUAAGGUCGUGAGGGCACAGCCCACGAUGAAGAAUGUCAACGAGGGCAAAGGUCUGUUUGCGCCUCUCGUUGUUGUGACACGGAACAUCAUCGGGAAGAAGAGGUUCAAUCAAUUCCGAGGAAAGGCCAUUGCCUUACAUUCUCAGGUCAUUAACGAAUUCUGCAAAUCAAUAGGAGCAGACGGAAAACAGAGACAAGGGCUGAUUCGUCUCGCCAAGAAGAACGGAGAGAGGCUCGGGUUCCUCGCGUGAAUACAUCUGCCUGAGAACAUUACCUUGUAGAAAAAAUCCGUGUGAGUGUCUGCAACACUUCAGGACGGUGAGCUUCUAUUCUUGAAAGGCUCAUCUGGAUGUGUGCAUGAUCCAACCACCUGCCAUUCUCUACAAUAUAUCUGUCCAAAUCUAUAUUUCUAGUUGUACAAUUUCACUCAAGCAUACUGAAACAAUAAACAAAGAAAAAACUGCCUUUGUGAUA
This is a messenger RNA of Tarenaya hassleriana, 1191 nucleotides long. Its product is annotated as protein PROTON GRADIENT REGULATION 5, chloroplastic-like. Gene Ontology annotation, biological process: response to high light intensity; photosynthetic electron transport in photosystem I. Lineage: Eukaryota; Viridiplantae; Streptophyta; Magnoliopsida; Brassicales; Cleomaceae. Gene Ontology annotation, molecular function: electron transfer activity. The transcript has 2 exons. The record is from RefSeq and is a predicted model, not a curated record. Gene Ontology annotation, cellular component: chloroplast. The coding region runs from base 573 to 968 and encodes 131 amino acids.